UUGUCAGUUUAACUUUAUUCUUAUGAAUAUAUACACACAUAAAUCACAAUAGCGUGAUGCAUCAAUUAAACAAAUCCACAAGGUCAUUGAUGAGGGGUUCGAACUUACGCCCGGGAUGAUCCUAGACGCUGCCUUUGUCGACUUUACUCUUAUGUUUUUAAACGUUUGAAUAUUUAUUAGCAUAGAAAAAAUACAAAGAAACAAGUUCCAUCAUCGAGCAACCUUCGUCACCUGAGGUAGCAGCUAUAUAACCCUGGGCCGCCGCGGGUUGGCUCAUUACUCAUUAAGCUCGCAGACUACGAGGUUGGUCACAAUCAGUACAACCAUAGCAGUCACUCUCACUACCACCUGUGUUCCCUUACCAACACCACUCCUCACCACCAAUCACCAGAUAUAUUCAACUACAACCACCACCGCAUCAACUAGUUUCACCAGCCGUGUUCCAGAUACUUUCUGAAACACUGGCACGUGUCGGAAAGACGUUUUAUAAAGUGGUCACGUAACUACAUAUUCUUGUGUGUUUUCCAUCAUGAGUCAACAGUCUAAGAAGGAUUUAGAUGUUACGAAUUGCAGCCGUGGGCUGUGGCUGGUCAAGGUACCUAAAUAUUUGGGGGACAAAUGGGCAAACUGUGCUGGCCAUGACGUUGGGAAGCUUAAGAUUACCAGGGUUCCUGGUGAACGUCCAACAAUAACCUUUAAGUCAAGCGAACACACCAUGAAGGACGGCAAAAUUCCUCGGGAGCACAAGGUAAUCUCUCAUAGUCUUAAGAAAAUGACACUCGGAGUUCUUUCUCAACCAGAUCCUGGCAGUAGCUCGGCUGCUGCAGCUCCCGAGACACAGCAAUUGUACUUGGAGGGACAAGUCAUCCACAAACUAGAAUGUCAGCCUGUAGUGGACGACUACUAUAUCAAUCAGAAAAAGGAAGCUGUGAAGAAAGCUGCCAAGCCUCUUCACACGGUAAAGCUUAUUGACAGACCCUUCAAUGUCUAUAAGCCUAUAUCACAUCAUAAACAAAAUGUUCAUUUAGAACAGAAGAAGAAGGCAGCAGGCAAGAUGAUUCGUGAUGAUAAGGAUAAGGUCAUGGAGUUGUUGUUUGCUGCAUUUGAAAAGCAUCAGUAUUACAAUAUUAAGGAUCUCCACAAGAUUACCCGACAACCAAUCACAUAUCUAAAGGAGAUCCUGAAGGAACUAUGUGACUAUAAUGUUAAACAUCCACACAAAAAUAUGUGGGAACUCAAGCCUGAGUACCGUCAUUAUAAGACUGACGAAAAGGCUGUGGAAAAUUCAGUGAGUGAUUAGGGUCAUACUACACUUUGUUUCACAGUACAAGGGUAAAGAAAACGUUGUGAAAGAUGCAGGUAGUCAUUAGGCUCAUACUUCAUGUCUAAGGUUGUGAUCUACCUAGCGGUGCUUGUGCAGCUGGCCACUGCCCUUUACUACAAGGGUCUGUCCCGUCUCCCAGACUGUGCAGUUCUAGGACGAGAGGCAGAAUGUCACAGAUCGAGGUGUUGCAAGCGUCGUUGCCCAUCAACCAGGUCAUCCUCAACACCGUGUUCCAGACCAAUGUUGUUCCCGUGACCAGCGUCACAGUCCAGAAGGUGACGGUACCAGCCCUGCAGCUGGUAAUGAUUGACGUGCAGCUGUUGGAGGUAACUAAGCCCCUGACGGUGAUGAACGUCGACACUGUCACCACCAUACUUGUGGAAACGCAGCUGAACAACCUCACCAGCACCGCCUUUAACUUACUUUUGGGACAUCCUGAAUAUAUCACAUGUUCUAUGUAUCAAUAUCACGUGUUCAAUGUACCAAUAUCACAUGUUUGAUGUAUCAAUAUCACAUAAAUAAAUACUUGUGGAACCUCU
Procambarus clarkii (red swamp crayfish) is the source of this 1863-nucleotide messenger RNA. RefSeq names its product general transcription factor IIF subunit 2-like. Gene Ontology annotation, cellular component: transcription factor TFIIF complex. Gene Ontology annotation, biological process: transcription initiation at RNA polymerase II promoter; transcription by RNA polymerase II. The record is from RefSeq and is a predicted model, not a curated record. NCBI's taxonomy places the organism in Eukaryota, Metazoa, Arthropoda, Malacostraca, Decapoda, Cambaridae.